GACCUUUCUUCUUUCACUCUUGCACAAGCCUCUCUGUCAGCGAUGGCUGCUCGAAAGUUGGGGCUCCCUGUGAGAAACCCUGAGGAAGAGAAGGCGCCCCAAGGGCUAAAGGAGUGGCUGGCGGGGCAGGGCCUCUCUAAGUUCGGCCUCACGAAGGGUUCUGGUGGAGGGAUUGGUUGGGGGUCUGGCGUUGGAGUUGGAAUGGGCGGGGGGGUCUCUGCUGAUUUAGCAGGCCUUGCAGCUGCUCUUGCUAAGAAACCCAAACCUAAGGAACCUGAAAAGAAGGAAGCCCCUAAAAAGGCUCCGGCUAAAGCAGGGCCCCCAGGCAAAGGCCCAGGAGGAGGGAAGGGGCCCCCUAAGGGCCCUCCAGGGGGUAAGAAGGGCCCUGGUGCAAAGAAAGGAGGCGGCUUUAAGAUCGGAAAGAAAGACGAAGCAAAGACAAAGAGGUUCUUUUGGGAUCCUAUCUUCGCUGAUGACGUACAGGGGACUCUCUUUCAGAAAAGAGAAUCGUUCCCUGUUAAGAAGGAAGACGUGGAGGAGACAUUUGCGAAGGUCGCCCCUAAGGCGAAGACAGAAGUCAAGAAACCCAAAGUCCUGCAGCUGCUGCCUGAUUCUAAGCGAGCGUAUAAUAUGAAUAUAGCCUUAGCAAAAUUCACAAACUUCUCUUAUCAAGAACUGAGGGACGCAAUCAUUGACCUCAAUCCGAAGAUUCUGACUGUAGAGGCAACAGAAAGUCUUUUAAAUUUGGUGCCGUCGCCGGAGGAGUUGGCGGUCAUGAAAGAAUAUAUUAAUUCGGGAGGAGAUCUGCAUUUGGUGGACAGACCUGAGCAAUUUGUAGCAUCUUUGAUAGGCGUUCCUUUGAUGAAGAAUAGAUUAGAGAGUCAUUUGUUUGCGUUAAACUUUUCAGAGAAUUACAGAGAUGCAUAUAACCCAUUAGAAUGUUUAGCCGAUUCUAAUGAAGCUGUCCGGCAGUGUAAACAUCUCAAAAGCAUUUGUUUUGCUGUUCUAGAGAUAGGAAAUAUGCUUAAUGAAGGUGACCCUCAGAGAGGCAAUGCACAAGGCUUUAAACCCUCUACUCUACCAAAAUUAAACGAAUUACGCUCUACCACCAAGCCCUUCAGAACUCUUCUUCAAUAUCUCUGCGAUAUUAUCUGGGAGCAAAACCCCGAAAUAUUGAAUAUCUACGGCGAGCUGAAAAUUUGUGAAAAGGCCCAAAAAUUUGAUGUUGGUGCAGUCGAAGGAAAAAUACUCAAUUUAAAACAAGGUUUAACAAAGGUGAAGACAACAGUAGAAGCAGCAAGAAAAGGAAAUGAAGCUUCGGGUGUACUCGGAGAGAAAGAUCCUUUAGCGACAAUAAUGGAUCAGUUUGUUCAGGAAGCAGAGCCGAAGGUUGGAGAGUUAGAAGGGUUUAUGAAGGACACUUUGAACGAGUUUACUGUCGCUGUGAAUUAUUUGGGUUAUCCUGAAAAAGAUAAAAAGAAAAUAAAGCCGGAUGAAUUUUACAAACAGAUUUCAACAUUUAUUAGGAGUGUAGAGGCAGCAAGAAAAGCAAAACAAGACCUCAUAGACAAACAAAAAAAGAAAGAAGAAGCAGCAGCAAAAAAAAGUAAACUCGGUGCAGCACUCAGGAGAUAA
This is a messenger RNA of Eimeria acervulina, 1635 nucleotides long. RefSeq lists its product as hypothetical. The transcript has 11 exons. The annotation marks the transcript as partial. The record is from RefSeq and is a predicted model, not a curated record. NCBI's taxonomy places the organism in Eukaryota, Apicomplexa, Conoidasida, Eucoccidiorida, Eimeriidae.